Hylaeus volcanicus is the source of this 3112-nucleotide messenger RNA. Its product is annotated as IQ and AAA domain-containing protein 1-like. Lineage: Eukaryota; Metazoa; Arthropoda; Insecta; Hymenoptera; Colletidae. Gene Ontology annotation, molecular function: protein binding; ATP hydrolysis activity; ATP binding. Bases 377 to 2932 code for a protein of 851 amino acids. The record is from RefSeq and is a predicted model, not a curated record. The transcript has 10 exons.
CACGUUGGACGUCGUCUCGUCACCCGCGAGGUCAUCCUUCGUUGCGUUCAUGCACGACGCCAACGUUGUGAGCAACAGGAUCAGCGAACAUCGAGACGUCCACAGCAUCCUGAAAUACAUUAUUGAUUGAUUCUAUGGUCAGAUAGUUUAGCCUUCUUUGACUGUACUAUAGUUAAAUCGAUAAUAAAAAUGAAUCGAACAAUAGGUUGUCGACUGAACACUGUCCAAUUUCUAAGUAUCCGUCACUAUACCACCAUCACUUCAAAUAACCAAAAUUUCGGCCCCAUAACUACUUCAAAAUUAACCAGUUUCCUUUCCACACGAACAAACAAUAAUCCUCCAACGCAAGCAUCGUCAAAAAAACUGUUUAAAGUCAAUGUCAGAGGCUCAUUAUAACGAACUAUGGCUCAUUACAAGAAACGACCUGGUCAAGUUGCUGGAGCUCGAUCGAAGGAUACAACAGACAGUACAAACGAAGAUAAAGGAACAGGGUUUAAAUUUAAUGCUCCCGACGUAUCUUAGGUAUGUUAAUCUGGUAAAGAGACUUAUAGUUUGCCACGAUCAAAUGGUGCAGACACAGAAACGGGAAUUGAUCAAGCGAGUUCUCGAUUGCGCUGUCGGCAGAAUGCUCGAAUACAAGCGACGGAUCGUCGAUCUGGACUUUACGGAUUACCAGUGGCCCGAUGAUUUCAUGAAUCAAUUCAAGUACACACCCGAUGAUGUGGAAAUCACCGUGUCCGCGUGUGGUAAGGACGUGGUACAACAGCGCAGAAAACGCAUCGAAGAGUUAAUAGAAAAUGCUCACAAACCGGAGGAAACUCCUAGCGAGCAAUUAUCCGCGACAAGCGACACCGAACAUGACGACACCGAAAAGAUGAAAGAAAGUAUACCGAGACUUCGAAGAAGAAGAGUCAAAGAGGAAAGUAAAGUUAGCGAAGUUCUGUCGAUUCUUCAAGAAUCGCCAGAACAAAUCAAAGCUCGGGAAGCUCGCAUUGCCGCCGAGGAAACUAUGCGAAACGCAAUACUACUCAUACAAAGUCACGAAAGAGCGAGAGUCCAUCGGUGCAUCGCGACUCAAUUGCAACAAAUGAAUGAUUACAAGAGAAGAGUGGAGAUUGGAGAAAUAGUGCCGAGGAAGCUGAAGAGGUCUACGUUCGAGAACGCUGCUAGAACGAUACAGCGAGCCUGGAGGAGGUACGUUGCGAAGAAGGCGAACAAGAAGAGAAUCGCGCGAUUGGAAGAGCUGUUGGGCAUGACGAUACCCAGCUGGAAAUCCAACCAAGUAUUUGUGAAAGAUAGAGAAAACUUCCAGAAGAAGCUGGACAUGAUGUCGCCGUUUGCUGCUCAAAUCGACAAAACGACCGAAGAUCAACGAACUAGGUUGUGGAAGAUCAGGGGACCUGGCCUAAUAGAGGACAUCACGGAUGAGAUCCGAGAAUGGUUCAUAGUCUGGUACAACGAAGUAGGACACUUGGACGUCUACCCAGCGGCGAACUUGGGUGGCAGCGUUCUAAUAGCUACUGGACAAACGCAAACACCCCAAGAGUAUCUGAUCGCGAAGACUGCGAAGAAAGAUACGACGGAACAACCAGCGAAAAAAGCUGCCGGCAGAAAGAAAAACGUCCCUUGGGUGCCUGCUACUGAAGCGUUCAACCUUCUCGACGAUGCCAAUCAAGAUUUCAUUGCCAACUGGAGUUUUCGCGACGAAUCUGACGACUCACAGCUGAAGAUCUACGGUGACCUGAUCACGGACAAGCUUUGCUACGAACUUCAAUUAGAGAUGAGGAAAAUUGUCGACGAAUUGAUGAGACUCGAGCUGAGGACACUGAACCAGGCGCUGAGAAAAGACUAUAAAGCAGACAAUAAGGAACUCACGAUACCUAAACAGAAGCGUGGCAAGAAACGAGGUAAGAAGAAGAAAAAAGAUCCGCUGGGCAACGUUCCUGUAGAAAAUAUUUUCGACGAAUUGGCGAAGGCUAAUAUCAUCAGAAACUACCCCUUGACUUCUCUGAACGAUUGGGUGGGAGACCUGUCGUAUCAGAACUACGAAGCGGCUCGCGAAUUUCGUGAUUACAGGCAUCGCUUGGGUGAAAUUAAACAAGUGAUGAUGGAGAAUUGCGUGCUUCCUCUUAGCUCGAAAGAAAUUCAUCGAAUAGCACCCCUGGUACGAUCAGUUUGCAUCUGCGGGCUUGCGCGAUAUGGAAAGAGCUUUCUGGUGGACGCGAUUUGCUCAGAGGUCGGAGCUGUAUUAUUCGACAUGACGCCAACUGUACUGGUAGGCAAAUACGUUGGACGAAGAAACGAACAGAAGCUGAUCAACAUGAUCUCGAAAGUGGCUCGAGAAUUUGCUCCUGCUGUUAUUUUCAUCGAUAAUGGCGAAAAACCAUGGGGGAAGAAAAUACCUUCAGAGGAGAGACAAUAUAAACCGAAACGAUUCGCAAGGUACUAUCCGAAGCUGGUGAAGAGCAUCAAGCGAGGCGAUCAGAUCCUAUUUCUCACGACCUCCUCGGAGCCAUAUAAAGCAACAAGACCCUUCAUCAGGGUCCACGACAAGUUCAUAAUGAUUCCUCUCACGGACUACAACACGCUGUACAUGUUUUACAAAGAUCUACUGAUGAAGUACCACGGGGUUCAUCGCGAUAUCGACGUCUCCAGCUUGGCAAAGAUGUCCGAGGGUAUCCCGUUGGAAUUCAUCAAGAACGCGAUUGAGACCGUUCUGAACGUUCGACGAAGAAUCACCCUAAGGUUCAACCCACUGACCCCGGUAGAGAUUAUGGAGGAAGUGUUCAAGUACCAGGCUCCUACGAAGAAAUCGCUGGGACAAUUUGCGAAAUUUGAAACCCGAACUCCGCUCGGUAAGAAGAGGGCACGGUUGCUGAGGAUCGAGCAACAGGAACGCCAGAGGAAACAAAAAGCUGAAAAGAAGCGUUGAAUAUUAGAAAAAUCAGGUCAACGGAGGAAAUACGUAUUUUCUGUAUUUUUUAAUGUAGAUUGUUUUUCCGUCAAGCGAGAACCCUUCACUGAAAGGAGAAUGGUAACGAUAGAAACUUGCCAGGUAAAACGUGGGACGUGGAUGCAUUAAGAGACAAGGCUGCGGCACUUUUAACGCGAC